Molecule: messenger RNA, 864 nt
Organism: Colletotrichum orchidophilum
Lineage: Eukaryota; Fungi; Ascomycota; Sordariomycetes; Glomerellales; Glomerellaceae
Exons: 1
Coding region: 1-864 (287 amino acids)
Source: RefSeq, a predicted model, not a curated record
AUGGCGCCAAUCAUGACGCCCUCAUUCCAGACAACCGAAGCGACGUUGACCUUGCACCAACUGGUACGUCGUGGCGAGGAAGGUCGGAUAGCAGGAAUGCUCAUCGGCUGUCUCGUAGGCGGCAUCGCCGCCGCGAGCCUCAUAUACUUCUGCUUCAACUGCGUCUUUUCUCCCAAACGACGCAAAAAGACGGCCCAUCAAAGACAACAAGCACACCCUCAUAAGCAUCACAUCCACUACGAACAUCCACUGACAAGAACUGGCAGUGGCGCCCACAUGCAAUCCUCUGGACACCCGCAUACUCACAGGUGGACGCAUCAUCACCACCACCGCCGCCACAGAAAAUCUCGUCUUCAUCACCAUCAUCAUCAUCACGCCAAGGGUAAGGCGAAACCCAAGAAGCAUUGCCGCAAGCCAAACCGGAAGACCAAGGCGUCCAAGCCCGCACGCCAUAGUAAACGCUCCUCGCAACAUCGCGAGCCUGCGAUACGCUUCAUGCCCAUGCCUCCCAUGAUGGCUAUGCCUAUACAUCCAGCGCCGGCAGCUGGUAUGGGAAUGGGGAUGGGUAUGGGGAUGGCUGCUGGGAUUGUCAUGCCGCUCGGCGACGGCUUCAUCGACUACGGGCCGGCACCUGGUCAGGACAUGGGAUUAGAGAUGGGAUGUGGCGUGGACCCCAAUUUCCGGCUAGAGCAGUUCGUCAUGGAAAACGAUGUCAACGGCGACAGGGAGGUGAGUUGCAACGAGUGUUGCUACUCCUUUUUCGAUUCUUUAUGCGGCAUCCCGCCGGAGGCUCGGGAUCUGAAAAGGGAUGCUGCUGGCAAUGAGGCUGUGAUUAUGGGUGACAAUGAGAUGGCGGCUGUGUAA